GACAACUUUGAGUAACUUUUCUUUUAAUUCGCAAGCCAUUAUAAUGUUUUAAAUCAUCUUCAUUAUUCUCUUGGAAAAAAAUGUGAAAAUUUUUAAUCAGUGUUCCUAUUUUGGGGCUGUGUUAUGUCAAUUUUUGAUGGAAAACGGAUUGUGCACCAACCUGCGUUACAUACACUUUGCCCAGUUUGGCCAACAAUACAUCGGGUCAGCAAAAGUUUAUCUUUUUCGUCAACUUUUCCCCAAAGUUUUUGUGCGAAUAACGAUUAAGCGAAGCAGAAUGCAGAUAAUAGUGUGACAAACGAAAGGCCAUCCCUUGCCGUGGAUUCUGAAGGGCUGUUCACCAUUGUGCAAACAAUUGUCUGCAGUGCUGCUAUACGCUUUUAAUUGUGUUGUGUAGGUGUCUGGAAACCGGCACGAAAGCGAUUCGAAAAAGAAACGAAACGAAAAAAAAACAGAAAAAAUAAUACGUCUCCAGGGAAGACAUUCCUAGAUCAAGUAAGCUGCUGCUUAGAAUUGCAAGUGUUGUGUGUGUGUGGGUGUGUGCGUGCGGUUCGUUGUGUGCGCUGCAUCCGGUGCAGCGAUAUCGAAGUAACACCGUAAAACAUUAUGACGAGACACAGUUCUGUCAACAGCAGAAUGGGAAAUCUUACCAUCGGUUUCUUGCCAAUUGUUUGCCUGCUGACAGUGGGAUUAGUAGAUGCUUUCUACCUUCCCGGUUUGGCACCGGUAAACUAUUGUCGAAAAUCUGAAAUGCAAAAAUCAUGCAAGUCCGAGGUUACGCUUUAUGUGAAUCGACUCAACACGGAGGAAUCGGUGAUUCCGUACGAGUACCAUCAUUUCGAUUUCUGUCCCAUCGAUGAAGCCAAUUCACCGGUAGAAAACCUCGGUCAGGUAGUGUUUGGCGAACGCAUCCGUCCGGGACCGUACAAAAUACAGUUCCUCGAGGACGUAAAGUGUGCGAAGGCUUGCGUGAAACACUACAAGGGUGGCGAUCCGGAUAGUGAUCACCGCUUGAUGGUGUUGAAGAAGGGUAUGAGUUUGAAUUAUCAGCACCAUUGGAUUGUUGAUAAUAUGCCCGUCACUUGGUGCUAUCCGCUGGAAAAUGAGCGUCAGUACUGCAGUACCGGUUUUCCGAUGGGUUGUCUUGUACGCCGGCAUCCGGACGGAGAGGAAGGUUGCAUUACGAAUCCGAAUUACAAUCGCGCCGGGUAUUAUUACCCAUUCAACCACGUUGAUUUGACCGUCACGUACCACAGCGGAGCUACCGAGGAGUGGGGUGUGGCAUUCAAACAGAAUGGUGGACGUAUUAUAUCGGUGAAGGUGGUACCAUCGUCCAUUAACCACAAAGACCCGAACGAGCUGAACUGUGACAGUAAGGAACCGAUUGAAAUUCAAUCCAGCGCUCUACCGAAUGGCCAAAUGCUGGAUAUCGUGUACACGUACUCGGUACACUUCACGCAGAACAACAAGAUAAAGUGGUCAUCCCGCUGGGAUUACAUUCUCGAGUCGAUGCCGCACACCAAUAUCCAGUGGUUCAGCAUUUUAAACUCACUCGUAAUUGUUCUGUUCCUUUCUGGUAUGGUGGCAAUGAUUAUGCUUCGAACGCUUCACAAGGACAUUGCGCGGUACAACCAGAUGGAUUCCGGUGAAGACGCGCAGGAAGAGUUCGGCUGGAAGCUGGUACACGGAGAUGUAUUUCGACCACCGCGCAAAGGAAUGUUACUGUCCGUGUUUCUAGGCUCAGGCAUUCAGGUGUUCUGUAUGACGCUGGUUACGUUAGCAUUCGCAUGUCUCGGAUUCCUCUCACCGGCCAAUCGUGGCGCUUUGAUGACGUGUGCCAUGGUGCUGUUUGUUCUGCUCGGUACACCGGCUGGGUAUGUUUCGGCCCGCAUCUACAAGAGCUUUGGCGGUAUCAAGUGGAAGAGCAACGUUCUGUUAACGUCCAUGUUGUGCCCUGGCGUCGUGUUCGGACUGUUUUUCGUAAUGAAUUUAAUAUUGUGGAGCAAAGGAAGCUCGGGUGCAGUUCCAUUUUCGACCCUGAUAGCGCUGCUCGCCCUGUGGUUUGGAGUGUCCGUUCCGCUGACCUUCGUUGGAGCUUAUUUCGGUUUCCGAAAGAGGUCCUUGGAGCAUCCAGUGCGAACAAAUCAGAUUCCACGCCAGAUUCCGGAUCAAUCCAUCUACACCCAACCAAUCCCGGGCAUCAUCAUGGGUGGCGUGCUACCAUUUGGAUGCAUUUUUAUUCAACUAUUCUUCAUCCUUAACUCGCUGUGGUCGAGUCAGAUGUACUACAUGUUCGGUUUCCUGUUUCUGGUGUUUUUGAUCCUCGUGAUCACCUGCUCCGAGACAACGAUUCUGCUGUGCUAUUUCCACCUGUGCGCAGAAGACUAUCACUGGUGGUGGCGAUCGUUCCUAACGUCUGGGUUUACGGCAGUGUAUCUGUUUGUGUACUGCUGCCACUAUUUUGCCACGAAGCUGCAAAUCGAAGAUGCUGCUUCGACUUUCCUCUACUUUGGCUACACGCUGAUAAUGGUUUUUCUGUUCUUCUUACUAACCGGCUCGAUAGGGUUCUUUGCCUGCUUCUGGUUUAUUCGUAAAAUCUACAGCGUAGUGAAGGUGGAUUAAAAGUGCGCCAGUGCUGCCUGAAUUGAGCACUGUUUUCUUUUCCGGUAUAAUGCCUAUUCAUUCGAUACACAGUGGCUUGUUGUUGGGUCUGUGCUUUGUUUUUGCCUUUAUUUAAUUUUGUCAUCCCCUCCGAUUCGAUCGUGUGUAGUAGUAGUAGUAAUAGUCGUAGUUACAACACAUGUCUGUAACAAGUAACAAACACGUGAAGAAGGUUCUAUUUUCGAUCAGCAUGUGCAGCCCACGUCCAAAUGGAGCCCACGUCAUAGCGCAAAGCCCAUUUACAACGUGCGCACGCGGUUCGGGAACUAAAGGCAAUACCGACAAUACACUGCAUACUAAUGAACAACAAAUUACCCUAUUUUACCGUUUGUGACGAUGAGAAGUUUGAUUCGCGCAAAUUUAAAUGGAUAGAUUCAAGGAAAUGUGUAAGUGAUACGGGAUAUGCGGUUAAUGAUGGGGUAUUAUGUUUCGCAACAUACUAGUCUGUCGGUUUCGUAUCGGAAAGCAAAAAGCGGGAUAGCAUCCUUGUAUUUUGUUUAUGAGAAUUCCAAUUUAUUGUUUAAUCGUAUCGUGGGCAGAUUUCUGUUCUUUAGCUUAGUAAUAAUCAACAGAACUAACAAGAGCGUGGCACAGCCGCAUUUAGGUUAGUGUCGUGUCCCAUCCGGCCCUUCCCAAAACUCCCCUCCCCCGAUAACCUAACCGUUGACAUAAUUCCGGUGAGUUCUGGUAAGCGAAAAAUAACACAUUUUUGCAUGCCGUGGAACAAAACAUUGGUAGUCACGGGCAAACUACCAGAACAAAUACCGGUCCACAACACACAGCACACAAAUUUUUAUGUACAACUUUGCCUCUUUCCAAAAACUAGGUUAGAAAUACUAGGCGCGAUGAGUAUUAGGCGAUGGAGGAAAAUAUUCAAGUAAAGUGAAUCAGAAUACAGAAAACGACGAAUAUCGUUUACCAAUGAACACACAUCGAUGAUUUCGCUGUCCAACCACUUUUAUUUUGUCGAUGGUGUAAAUUAUUUAUUAGAAUUAUUCUUUUUCCGUUUCUCAAUCGUACGAAGCAAAGAGAGGAAAACUAAACAAUUCACUACGUACACAAUAAAACAGACGGUUUGAAAGAAUCAGCAUGGAAACGGUUUUGGGUGAUAGGACGAGACGGUAGGAUAACUGUUUGUACGUGUGUGUAUGUGUGUGAGUGGACGAUGGAACUUUCGCACCUCAACUGAUCGUGAACCGGACGAUGUGAUGAAAAAGUAAACUUAAAAUGAAGAGCAUGAGUAAUAAAAACAAUAAUUAUAAUGAUACUAUCGUAAAAAUCAAAUAA
Molecule: messenger RNA, 3948 nt
Organism: Anopheles funestus (African malaria mosquito)
Lineage: Eukaryota; Metazoa; Arthropoda; Insecta; Diptera; Culicidae
Gene: TM9SF2
Product: transmembrane 9 superfamily member 2
Exons: 5
Coding region: 607-2622 (671 amino acids)
Biological process (GO): protein localization to membrane
Cellular component (GO): membrane
Source: RefSeq, a predicted model, not a curated record